Candidula unifasciata is the source of this 1429-nucleotide messenger RNA. The record is from the annotation of a GenBank genome assembly. NCBI's taxonomy places the organism in Eukaryota, Metazoa, Mollusca, Gastropoda, Stylommatophora, Geomitridae.
AAAGUCCAACAUUUUUGACAACAUGCUGGCUAUGAUGGAGAAGUAUGCCAACAACCUGGAAGCUCUCGUGGCAGAGAGAACAGAACAGUUGAGACUUGAGAAGCGAAUGACAGAAAACUUACUUCUGAGGAUGCUGCCGAGGUCAGUUGCAGAGAAACUAAAGAGAGGCCAUCGGGUGGAGCCGGAGCAGUUUGAACAAGUGUCCAUUUAUUUUUCGGACAUUGUCGGAUUUACAGAACUAAGUGCCGGAAGUACCCCAAUGGAGGUGGUUGACCUGCUGAAUGACCUCUACACUUGUUUUGAUUCAAUCAUUGAAGAGUUCGAUGUCUACAAAGUUGAGACAAUCGGUGAUGCUUACAUGGUUGUCAGUGGUCUUCCAAUUCGAAAUGGAGACCGGCACGCAGGAGAAAUAGCUUCGAUGUCUUUGUUAAUCCUGGAAGCCAUUAAACAGAAACAUUUCAAAAUCAGAGGAAGACACGACUACAAAGUGAAAAUUAGGAUCGGAAUUCAUUCAGGUCCGUGUUGUGCAGGCGUGGUUGGUUUAAAGAUGCCUCGCUACUGUCUAUUUGGGGACACUGUCAACACAGCCAACAGAAUGGAGUCAACAGGAGAGCCUCUCAAAAUCCACUGCAGUGCCGAAUGUAAGCAGAUAUUGGAUAUACUUGGAGGCUACAGCCUGGAAGAAAGGGGAUUUACAGAAAUGAAGGGUAAAGGCAGUCUGCUGACUUACUUUCUAAUCUCUGAAGACCACAAUUAUCGCUUCAAGAGAAUGUCCAGCUACAAGAAGGUCAACAGCAAUAACCAACGAGGUGGUUUCACUGGCAAGAGCUUCACCGGUAAAUUACUGAGCCUUGGAGGCCGGACAUUCAAUAAUACACAUCUACAGCCCAGCAGAAGUCAUGCUUCUUUAGAAAAUCACACCUCGAAAAACCUAAGUCAGUUUUCAGACAAGCAGCACGAUAGAAACCCUCACUCCCCUGUUACCUAUCCCAUGAGAGUUUUAAAACAGCUGCCAGCCACGAAAACGUCCACAGACAAUACAUGGCCGGAGAUCCCAGAAGAAGGCCCACAGUGCAAUUCAUGUUUCGUAGAAAUACUUCCUAGCCAGGAAGCAUGUGAAUGUGAUGUAGGAAACAGUUUUGAACCCGAGGAUAUGCCGGAGCCGGAGUCAUAUCCAAAUUCAUACGAGAAUAACGUGUCGGAAACUCAUGCCUUACUUGAAGAAACUGAUGCUUCUGAUGUUGAAACCAAAAAGUACAUCAUUCCAAGUAACCAGACCAGCAAGCUGGUAUUGCAGUCACCAAUAAAGACUAAAGGGUUGGGCUUAGAUCCUUUUGAAGAGGAUAAGCAGAGUAAUGGAAUUGUGGUACGCCAAGUGGACAUGUGUGAUGCCUUAAAUCACAGAAAAGUGUGUGAAACUGUGCAAUAA